Messenger RNA from Cordyceps fumosorosea ARSEF 2679, 279 nucleotides. RefSeq lists its product as hypothetical. The record is from RefSeq and is a predicted model, not a curated record. Bases 1 to 279 code for a protein of 92 amino acids. The transcript is spliced from 2 exons. Lineage: Eukaryota; Fungi; Ascomycota; Sordariomycetes; Hypocreales; Cordycipitaceae.
AUGGGUGGCUUCACCGUGUCACUCCUGAGCCUCGUCUCGACAGUCGCGAAACCACAUCACCAAGGCGUCCUAGUCUUCCUCACGGCGGAUAUCGAGGAUGUUGAUGGACUGGACUCAGGCGAUACCAGCAUCACGGUCAACGAGCAGCUGCGAAUCUGGCUACAUGACCGCUACUCGACACACAGGACCGCGAUUUCGCACGAGCAGAAUAAGAACUUCUUCAACAAGGACGAGACAUGGAUUUUGGCUUCUGCGCCCGACACUCAAGCCUUGUUCUAG